This is a messenger RNA of Caenorhabditis remanei, 2148 nucleotides long. RefSeq lists its product as uncharacterized. The transcript is spliced from 8 exons. Gene Ontology annotation, cellular component: Slx1-Slx4 complex. Gene Ontology annotation, biological process: resolution of meiotic recombination intermediates; meiotic DNA double-strand break processing; interstrand cross-link repair. The record is from RefSeq and is a predicted model, not a curated record. Bases 1 to 2148 code for a protein of 715 amino acids. Lineage: Eukaryota; Metazoa; Nematoda; Chromadorea; Rhabditida; Rhabditidae. Gene Ontology annotation, molecular function: enzyme binding.
AUGAAUGACUCUUCACUGAAAAAUACAUUUUUGACGGAUUCGAUGUCUUUGGCACCAAGAAGACCUCAAAAACAUGGAAAUGUGCAAAGUAUCGUGCGAGAUGAGACUGCGAAAAAAGCCUCUAUGCCAUUUGAAGAAAUCGUAUUGAGUGAUGACGAAGAAGAAAAACUAGUGGAUUCCGUGAAAUGUAAAACUUGUUCACGAGAUAUGACCAAUUGGAUAAACUCUCGGCGAGAUAUCCAUAACAAAGUAUGCAAAGCGAAACAAGCAGACAAGGAUACAGACAAGAAGAAGACGACCAAAUCAAAAACACUCACUGCAACUAUGGAAAAAGAGGACGAAAUACUCGAAAAACCUAUUAAAGAAUCACAAAGUUCUCUUAAAUCAUGGGAACUCUCCAAAAAUAACGUGAAGUUUGCACGAAUCGCCGCUGAUGACGAAGAAAACCGGAAACGAAAGCGUCCGAGAUCUUUUGCAGUUGUUGAAUUGGCACCAAAAAAGUGUCAAUGUGAAGUACUUACAACUCUUCAUUCAAGAUUUAUUGAUAACUUUCAUUGUAAACCUAUCAAGAAUGUGUGCGAAAAAAUGGAAAGCGUAACUGAGCAUGCGUUUCAAAUGAAAAAAUUAAUUGAAAAGUUGUCCCGUUACGAGCAGUUGUCUUCCGACAUGCAAAAAACACUUGAUGACACCUCGGAGAUAUCCACACCAAUCAUCUCAAUAUGCUCUUCCGAAGGUCAUGAAAUUAAAUGCCUUUCUCUCAUUUUGAAGCAUAGAACCUCGAUGAUUAGAAUGCACCCAAGAAGUGAAAUCAUUGUAAUCUCCCAAACGAAGGAAGUUAUAAAAUCUUGGUUGACGUUCGUUUUCACAGCGAAUAUCGAAUGGACUGAAGAUGAAAAAGAAGGCGUGAAACAGUUGGCGAACCAAUAUGGGCCAGUAGGAUUAGAGGUCUUGUUGAAUGAAAAAGUAGAAAUAGACAAAAAAGAAGAAGAAACAAUUGAGGAAACCGAACCUGUUAUCCAAUGUGCCAUUCAAGAAUGUGACACAGGAAGCGAAACCCCCUUUCCUGUCAAUAAAGAAUCCCGAAAUUCACAACAAAAAUCAGAAAAUUUACCUGUAGAUGAAGAACAUAAUCCUGUAAACUACUAUUCAUCAGAUGAUCCAUUCAUUGGAUUUGGAAGAACGAAUGAAGAUGAAGAAACACAGGACAAAAGUAAAAAUAUCACCAGCGACAUUGAUUUAGAUACUACAGUAUCCUCAGUUCAGAAACACUCUAGAAAUAAUACAACAAUGGAUUCAUUCGAUGAGUGGAGUAAUCAGCCAGCUGAUAUGCCCAGCACAUCAUCUCCCAUGACUUCAGUCACUCCAGUUCGUAACAAUUUUAAACCUGUUUUCGGCUCUCAUGUCAAAAUUCUGAAAACGAACGAUAUUACUCCGAUGCCUCUUUUUGAUUCGAUGGAUGAAAGUGAGUUGAAAGAAAGAAUGAAAGCAAUUGGACAGCGGCAGAAAGGCAGAAAGGCAAUGAUCACGAUUUUGAAAAAGGCAUACACUACGUUACAUCCUGAAGUUUGUACAGGAACUCCGACGAUUCGGCCGUUAGUAAGAAAUGAAAUCACAGAUCCAGAUGCGGGUAAUGGAAAGAAACCAACAAAAUCUGUGAAGUUUGGAAUUCAAAAAACGAAGACGUUGAAUGAAAGGAUGGCAGCUUCUCCGAAAAAGAGUUCAGUGAGAGAUACUUCUCUGAAAAAUGUAUCGAACGAUUCUAUUGAAUCAGACGCAGAAAAAACAUUGAAUUUGUCGAACGAUGAACGAGAAGUCGGAAACAUUUGUGGAGAUGUUAUUGGAGAGGACGAGGAAGAAGAUGAAGAUGCAACUUCAAGUAGUAGUGGAAAGUCUGAUCUGAAUUCAUUGAGACUUUUCUUCCUAAAUUGGCUUCGAGAUGAUCAGAAUACUGUAUUACAUGAACAUAUUCUGUCUCUUCAACCGGUUUCCUUGGAAGAAAUGCUUGUACGUCUGGAAAAAGCCGAAGGUCCACUUGGUAGGAUCGGGAAAGGAAAACUCGUUAAAAUUCUGGAAAUGUUGAAAAUAACAUAUCAACUCCCACAGAAACCAGGGAGAGCUCGUAUCGGUGGAUUCAAACGGAAAUUAUAG